Messenger RNA from Amorphotheca resinae ATCC 22711, 251 nucleotides. RefSeq lists its product as hypothetical. Lineage: Eukaryota; Fungi; Ascomycota; Leotiomycetes; Helotiales; Amorphothecaceae. The transcript has a single exon. The record is from RefSeq and is a predicted model, not a curated record. Bases 54 to 209 code for a protein of 51 amino acids.
UUUGUUGCGGCUGCCGCUAUUUCCACGAUCUGCCGUCCAAGAUCUACGAAUGCAUGGCCAAACCGGAUGAUGUGGUGGAAGACAGGGAAAGAGGUGUAAGUGGUGUUAUUAGCACAGCGGUCAAGUGCCCGUGGUGUGGGCAUGGUAUGAGUACGCGCUGUUGCGAGGGCUAUGCUACGGUGGUUUACCUCAGCGAGAGAUUGCAUUAGAGGGGUUUGCAUGCAUGCAGCGAGUGCUAUGUGUGGUGGGAG